ACUUUGCCUUACGAAAUCGGAAUUAUUCGUCAGUUCCCGUUCAGUUCCACUCUGCAGCGCAUGUCAGUCAUCGCACGUGCCCUGAACGGCACGCACUUCAGCGUCUACACAAAGGGCUCUCCUGAGAUGAUCGAAACGCUCUGUCGCAAGGAAACACUGCCACGAGAUUUCCACAAGGUGCUACUGGACUACACCCGCGAGGGCUACCGUGUGAUCGCAUUGGCCUGGAGACCUCUCCGAGUUGCCUACACCGGUGUAAUGCGAAUGGAUAGGAGUCAGGUUGAACGGCAGCUACACUUUUUGGGUCUUCUCGUCAUGGAGAAUCGACUAAAGCCCGAGAGCACACCAGUAAUCAAUGUGCUCCGAGACGCCCUAAUUCGGCCUGUCAUGGUAACAGGUGCGCGAAUCAUCAUUGUGUCGGCCAAGCCACCCAAAAACCCGAGGCGGAGGAACAGCACUGGGGGGCCCAGCGAUGCGACAGACGCGGGCUUCGUGGUCGUUAACAAUGAUGGGACCGCAGACUUUGGUGACCUCCGCGAGGAGGAUAUUGAUUCUUGGAAGGACCUAGUGCAAUUUCACUACGCAGAGGACCUUCAUCGUCCGGUUACUGAAGUCACAACCGCUCCCCACAUUCGCGCCGGCCGAAGUGGUGGGCAUAUGGAUAACGUGAACACCCAGCAAGAAGAUAAUAAAAGACGCGGUCUGGCUAGGUGGAUUCCAUUCCUACAUCGAAGACUGGAAGCAAAAUAUUCCAACGUCACAGCCGACGUCGAGGCCCAACCCGAGACCGCCAGGGCUUCACAAAGACCAGAGGGUGAUCAGGGACCCAGCCAGCAAAAGCGAAGGGGUCCUCCUACCAACGCGCUGACUAUUCGUAUGGUUGACCGACCAGACUUUCAUCUUGCUUUAUCCGGCAAAACCUGGGCUAUUAUCAAGGAGCACUGUCCUUGGCUGAUUCCAAAGGUACUUUUCAAAAACAUUUUCCAAGAGUGUACCUACAAUCGGGAACUCGGAGAUAGCCUGUUGGCUCCCAGCAGUAUCCUAACCGGUGGCUCUUCUGCCAAAAAACUAUUGAUAUCGAUCUCUUAUCAAAUUUAA
Molecule: messenger RNA, 1098 nt
Organism: Dibothriocephalus latus
Lineage: Eukaryota; Metazoa; Platyhelminthes; Cestoda; Diphyllobothriidea; Diphyllobothriidae
Source: the annotation of a GenBank genome assembly